GCUUUACAUAUUCUGAAGCGUUCGAUUAGCAGGUGAAGCGCGUGUUUUGCCAUUGACGCGGCAAUGAUAGUUUUUAGACCGAUUUAAAAAGUUUAAGCUGUAAUCGUCAAUGAGAUGGACGAUGAUCGUGAUACGCAGGAGGACGCUUGCAGCAACAGCAGCGAGCCGGAGCACACGGCCGACUCGGCGGAGGACCUCGCGCCUAACCAGACACUCCAAAGUUGGGAUGCGGCGCAAAUUUACCAGACAAUGUGUCCAGCGGAGCGGUACAUGGUGGCUAAAUUUACUUUAUCUGCAUACAUUUUCUGCUGGGCAGUGCUCAAAUUGUGCCAGGGGAUAAGAUGCCACCCAGCUCCAACACCAGCCCAGGACUCCCUUGAGGACUCUCCGCUCGACGACGGAGGACUAGAGGAGGCGGGGGCUUUCGGUGAGUCGGAUCCCCCGGAGUGGAGUGACCACGUGGCGGAGAGUUCGACCGAGGAGUACUACGACUCCUUCUCGUGGCAUAGCGAAACCUUUUCGGACAACGAGGAUUGCCUCUCAGCCCUCCUGGGGGCCGAGGACCUUUACAAGGGAUGGCACUUGGAGAACGGCCUCCAGUCGAAGGAGCGUAGGCCGCAUCAGCUCAAGAGGCGUCCCAGCGAUGCUAGAGAACCCGCAGAGACCAGCAGCACAGAGACCAGCGGCAUAGACGACGUCAACUUAGACCAGCACAGCAUAGCAACCUGCAGCCCAGACACUCCCGCAGAAAGCCUAGUAUGUACAGACAACCCCAAUACACUAAGCACAGCCUGUGAUGUCUCGAACUGUCUAGAGACCCACAUCACAAAGUCAUGUGGCUGUACCGACACAAUCGGCACAUCCAGCUCAGAGGCCUGUAGCCCAGAUACAGAGAUCUUGUCUACAAACUCACAAUGCACAGAGACAACACACAUAGACUCAUCUUGUUCAAAAACACAAGGACCUGAAACAGCACAGUCUUUUGAGACCAACUGUGCAUUUAGCACUGACAGACCCUGCAGCAUCUCUCCAAACCGUCACAACAAAGAGAAUAGCAACACUGACACACCUGUUACAGAAACCCAAAUCACAUGUACUCCCAGUCAGAGAGUUACACAUAUAGACCAGCAGCCUACCCCAGAAACAGACACAAAGCCCUGCAGCGAAACAAGCGUAUUGAGUGUCCAGUCUCAGGUGUGUGUCGGCACUACAGCAGAACAGGAUCCCCUUCGUGGGACAGAUCCGACUAUUAGAAGUACAGCAGGUCCGGAGGAGGCUGGACUUCCUCCUGCAUCGACUCCUCAUCCCCCUGACCCAGAGUGCUCUCCAUUGGAGUCCCACCCACUUGCUGACUCUCCUUCAAGUGUAAAGGCAGGGACUGAUGGGGUGGUGUUGAAAACAAGCCAACAGGAACAGCAGCAGGCUCGAACAGAGCAAGAGCCGCGGCUGGAGAAUGAUGAAGAUGUUGUUACAACCCUCCAAGUAAUAUUCGAGGUACCGGACAAAGAGGGCAUCAGUUGUGAAGAAGCCAACAACCCUUCAUCUACCUGUGACCAGAGUGUCUUGCCUAAGUGUACUGUUGAGCGUCAUCUUGAUGAGUUCAUCACCUUAGACGCAGAGUCCAAUUCAGACCUAAUUGCACAAUCUAACACUGUGAAACAGCCUGAGGAAUGUUCACCCCUCCCCCACAGCGACUGCAAGGACGCUCCCUUACAGAUUUGUGAUGUAAGGCAAUCCACUUUGUCCACCCAGGCCCAAAACGAGGGGGAGGGAAGAGAGCAGGCGUUAUCAGUGGGGGAGAGCAAAGAGAAGGAGGACGAAGAGGAGGAGGAGAAGGAGAAAAGAGGCCGCCAUGUUUACUUAAAACAGGAACAGGAUGUGGACAGCACACAGCAACCCCUAGAAUCACACUCACACGCACAAGAGCUCCCACAUCACGAAGGACAGUACGAAGAGCCAACACAACAUAAACCUACCGACAUUUCUGUUGAAGUAACUGAGGAACCAUUUUUGACACAAACUGAACCAGGUGAUAGGACAGAGGCAUGUGGAAUCCUAAAUGACCCCAACGGCCCUCGUGAAACGGAGCUUCUUCAGGCAGACAUCAUCGCCACUCUGGCCUCUGAUCUCAGGACUAUAGAGAUCACGCUGGACACCCACUCCGCCCUCUCCAAACAGGUCCAUUCACAGCUGGUGCCUCACUGCUGUGAGAAGUCCUCGCGUUCUGACUCCAACAACAACACCAAGCCCGUCGUGGCUCCCUGUGGUGUGGAGACUGCUAGCUGUAACCUCUCCCUAGAGCUUUUCACUGUGCACAGGACUGAAAGCAGCUUUGAGGACUGUGAUAAACCGCACACGCCCUCCCAAUCUCAGGCUACAGCACAAAUCACAGACUUGCCCUUGGAGAUCCCCAGCGGGGCCGUCAGCCCUGUAGAAGAGGAAGAAGAAGAGAGGAGCUCGGAAGAUCUAUUGUGCCCUCUUGAUUUUGAGCCUUAUUGGAGCAGUGAGGACUCUGCCUUGUCUGGGAUAGGAGAUGAGACUGACGUGGUGCGCUGUGAGUUCACUCUAGCUGAUGUGGAUGCACUGGUGAAAUUUCCACAGCAAGGGUAUCUUGACAGUGAGAGUCUCUCUCAUCACAUAUUUUCCUCACGGUCCCCAGAGAAUUCUGAAGACAGUAGCAGGCUAGACAGUACUGCUAACACCACCCAGGACUUUCCCCAGCCAAACCAGGAAAAUGGGGACGAUCUUGAGCCUUUAACUAGCCUUUUACUGUUAGAAAAUAACAAGGCAGAGGAGCAGGAGAGUGAAUCAUUUGAAACCAAGCCCAUAUCUGACGAUCACAGCACCAACACCAGGAACCACAGUAGUAGCAGUGAUUGUCCAGAGUUGGAUUACUGUACAAUCAGUUCAGUAACCUCUCCACAUAUUAUUCAGACUACAGUAAGGAUAGUGAGGCACCCAUACCCAGAUUCGGGCUUCAGUCUGCUGUCGGUCCCCAGCCUUGAGCCCAUUCUGGAGAUAGACCGCUCCCAGGAGAAUUCUGUGGUGGCUGAGGAUGAAGAGCUAAGUGAGUGUGAACUGCAAAAGAGAGGAGGGGUGGGAAUGAAGCCAGCUGGGGAGGAUCGAGAGGGGAGGGACGCCAUCGUCUUCUCUUCUGACAUGCCCGCCUUGUGCCUACAGGCUCCGAGUCCCUCGGACGAACCCAAAGCCGAGCUCUUCUGUCCCGAGAGGGAGCCGCACUGUGACCCCUGUGCUCCUGACGCUGACCCAGGGAGAGAAAGGCCCGCGACCCUGCAACCCGAAGACGACGUGGGCUCGGAGAGGCGCAGAAGGAGCCCCACAGCCUCGUCUCAGGACCUGGACACCACCAGCACAAAUAGCGAGGAGACGGAUGAGCUUUGCGCAGGUCACACAGGUGGGGGUGCCAGCCCACGGAAACCCUCGAAGAGCAAGGGGAAGGGCAGCCACUCGGGCAGGGGCUCCAAGUUCUCUGUCUUUGCAAAGAUGCCCUCCUUCAGGAAGGGAAAGAGCACCUCCAAGGAUGGCAAGAAGGGGCCCAGGGAGUCCUCAGACGGUGGGGUGGACCUGCUGUUUUACCGGUCGCACAGCGUGGAGCCGAGAGAUACUGAACGCGAUAACUCGGACGAUGACGUCUUCUACAAGGGCGACAUCCUCAACCACACAGUGCAGCAGGCCUUCUCUGCGUCCCAGCACGAGGGGGAGGAUGAUGAGGACCACGGGUUCUUCCCCACGGCACCCCGCACGCGGCACGUCCGCCAGCUCUACAGCCAGGGUGGGGACGAAGCCGACAAGGAAGGGAGCCCCGAGUCGGGGCACGGCAAAGCGAGCUCAGGUGGUCCAGACGCACUGAACUACAAGAGGAGUAAGAGCAGCGACAGCCUGAGCUUGCGACUGCGCUUUGCCCAGGCGCACAAGUCCCUGUCCAGUCUGUUUGAGUCCCGUGCGAUGGAUAAGGAGAGCGAGGAGCAGGCCAGUCCAAGUGGGCGGCCCGAGGGGGAGGACCCGCGGGCAGGGAAGCAGUCCUGGAGGAGACUACGGCGGGCCAAAGAAGCGGAGUUGCUGCGCCGCACCGUGUCGGUGCCGGACGGCGAGCAGCCCAAGGGUGGCACGCGGCAGGUCCACAGCGACUACGCCACACGCUCGGCCCAGGAAAGGCUCAGCACGCCGGACUCGCCCAGCAGCCCCCGCAACCUCUGCCACACUGACCCCCUCACCAAGAGGGGCCUUCAGCAGGACGUCGUCUCAGAUGACUCGCCCCAGGGGAGCAAGUCCGAGGGGCGUCGGAGGAAGGCCCCUCCCAACGGCCUGUCGAUCAGUUUCUCGGACUCGGGCCCUCCAUCCUCUGACGACUCGGAAGCCCCGCCUCACACCGACUUCAGCCCCUCGUCACCAUUGAGCCCCGGCUCGCUCGGAACCUUAGCCAUUCACAUGUCCGCACGUUCGCCGGGGACAAGCGAGAGCCCAGACAUCCCCAUACGGCCCAUGAGCCCCAAACCUCACAUGAGCCCCAGGUCAGCUAGCCAGCGGCGGAACUUCCGCUACGGCCCCGCGCGCUCCAGUGCCCUCUCGCUCAUCCUCCUGGGCCAGGGCAUGAGCGUGGAGGCGCUCUCCGAGCCUCCUGAGAGGCCCAAGACCCUGAAGCCCAAGGCAGGGCCCAUGGGCUCGCUCAGCCCCCUCAGCCCCAUGGAUCUCAUCUGCCAGCGUGAGGAUGGGGCUACGGAGGGCCAGUCUCAAAACAGCCUGCUCACAUCCAUAUCCAGUAAUGAUUUUGAGGCCUCACAAGAUGGCAGUAGACCUGCCACAAACACGCCAGCAAAGAAACUGAUGGAGAUGGUGGACACCCCGCGGCAGACCGCACGCACGCCGGGCCCCACCAGGCCAGUGUCACGGGCACAGGGCAUGGCCAGUGGGAAGGAGCGUGGGCAGGCGUUCCGCAGGCGACACUGCUGUUCGGACGACCUGUGGAUCGAGGAGGAGAAGAAUCGCAAGAGGAAGCUGGCCCACGCUGUGCGCGAGCUCCAUUCCCGGAUCCCAGAAGAGAUGGAGAAAGCCAGGGCUCGUCUCUCCUUCUCCGCCAUGGAGCCCUUCUCCGGGAUGGCCCUCCGCUCCCACUGCUUCUCCCAGAGCACCCCCAUCGGCCUGGACUGCCUGGGCUGGAGGCGACGCAUGUCCUACCCCACAGUGAUCGUGCCAGACGGCGCUACCGAGAAGGCCGCGUUUGGGGAUGAAGCAGGCAGCGAGGAGGACCUGUUUGAGGACUACCGCAGCUCCGGCCAUCGAUUCGGCCAUUCCGGAGGAGGCGGAGAGCAGCUGGCCAUAAACGAGCUGAUCAGCGAUGGCAGCGUCGUCUACGCCGAGGCGCUGUGGGACCAUGUCACCAUGGAUGACCAGGAGCUGGGCUUCAACGCCGGUGACGUCAUCGAAGUGGUAGAUGCCACCAACAAGGAGUGGUGGUGGGGCCGCAUCCUGGACAGCGAGGGCUGGUUCCCUGCCAGCUUUGUUCGGUUGCGUGUGAACCAGGAUGAGCCCAUGGAGGAGUACCUAGCGCAGCUAGAGGAGGCCCGGGAGGAGGACUGCCGGGGGGUCAGCCUGCUGUUGGGCCCCGGCCUGCCCUGCAAGGAGCAGAUGAGGACCAACGUCAUCAACGAGAUCAUGAGCACGGAGCGAGACUACAUCAAACACCUGAAGGACAUCUGCGAGGGCUACAUCAAACAGUGCCGCAAGCGAACCGACAUGUUCUCAGAGGACCAGCUGAGGACCAUAUUUGGCAACAUCGAGGAGAUUUACAGGUUUCAGAAGAAGUUCCUCAAGGGCCUGGAAAAGAAGUUCAACAAAGAGGAGCCCCACCUCAGUGAGAUCGGCUCAUGUUUCCUCGAGCACCAAACAGAUUUCCAGAUCUACUCGGAGUACUGCAACAACCACCCCAACGCCUGCCUCCAGCUCUCCAAGCUCAUGAAGGUCAACAAGUAUGUGUUCUUCUUUGAGGCGUGCCGACUGCUUCAGAAGAUGAUUGACAUCUCUCUGGACGGCUUCCUGCUCACGCCCGUGCAGAAGAUCUGCAAGUACCCUCUGCAGCUGGCCGAGCUGCUCAAGUACACCAACCCUCAGCACAGGGACUAUGCGGAUGUGGAGGCUGCCCUAAAUGCCAUGAAGAACGUGGCGAGACUUAUUAAUGAGAGAAAACGCCGUCUGGAGAACGUGGACAAAAUUGCCCAGUGGCAGAGCUCCAUAGAAGACUGGGAGGGUGAAGAUGUCCUCACUAGAAGUUCAGAUCUGAUUUUCUCAGGGGAGCUGACGAAGAUCUCACAGCCACAAGGAAAGAGCCAGCAGCGCAUGUUUUUCCUGUUCGAUCAUCAGAUGGUCUACUGCAAGAAGGACCUCCUACGUAGAGACAUGCUUUACUACAAGGGCCGUAUGGACAUGGACCAGAUGGAGGUGCUGGACGUGGAGGACGGCAAGGACAAGGACUUCAACGUGAGCGUGAAGAACGCCCUGAAGCUGCGCUCGCCCGGCGGGGACGAAGUCCACCUGCUGUGCGCCAAGAAGCCCGAGCAGAAGCAGCGCUGGCUGCGUGCCCUCGCCGACGAGCGCACUCAGGUGCAGCACGACAGAGAAACAGGCUUCUCCAUCACUGAAGUCCAGAAGAAACAGGCCAUGUUGAAUGCCAGCAAAAGCCAUCCCAGUGGGAAACCCAAAGCGGUGACCCGACCCUACUACGACUUCCUGCUGCGGCAGAAGCACCCGUCGCUGCCCUCUGCUGUGCCCCAGCAGCAGGUCUUCAUGCUGGCUGAGCCCAAGCGCAAGACCUCCAACUUCUGGCAGAACAUCGGCAGACUGACGCCUUUCAAGAAGUGAAGUCAGGAUGGAGAGAGCAAAGAAGGAGAGAGAGAGAGAGAGAGUGGAGAGCUCACUUAGCUCGUGCCUGAACUUAACCGUACAUUUUAUCCUCCUUUUCUGGUUUGCUACAUUUAGUUGGGUUUCGUUUUUUCGUUCGUUCGCUCAUGUCAUUCUUCCAAAUAAAUGACCAACUGUUGCUGCGAUACCGAGGAUGAAGAGGACAGUAAUGGUGACGUUGUUUGUGAUGACGAAGAAGAUGAUGAUGAUGAUUAUGUCUAAUUUUAUGUUGUUGAGAAAGCACUUUAUAGGUUGGUUACAAUCAGACAUGGACAUAGACUGCGUGUAUACUCUGGGAGAGCUUACCCUGGAGGCUGUCGCUCCUCUCUAUGAACUAUGAACAGCAUGAAUGGGUACUAAUACUACUAUGGCUGCCAGACUCUACGUGGACUCGACAGCAGCCCUAUCUUUGACAGAUACUAGACUGACAAACAUUUCUUUACUUUUACCGUUUCCGCUUGUUUGUUUGUUGGUUUGUUUGUUUGUUUUGUGUCAACAGUUGCCAAUAUUGUUCACAGUGCCAGAGACAUUUGCUUUUUUUUUUAUUUAAGUUUGUUCUUAUGUCAGCUGUGGAAAAAAAGGUUAAAAAGGGGCAUCAUGAUCAGUGUAAUUAUUUCAUUUCCGGAACAUUUGCACCACGUCUGGUACCAUCUGAUUUCUAUUAGCCACACGGAUAGUGAUGUAGAUGGCAGUCUAUAAAAUCCAAAGAUGAUACUAAAUCUGAGAACACAUGGCUUGGUGACUUGGUGCGGAUCAAACCCAUCAUCUCUUACUGUCUGCAUUUCCUUCUCUGUCAUCUGCACCUCCUUUAGCCUUUUUCUCUGAGUGCCCUCUGCCUAUUAUUACUAGUACUAUUACUAUGAUUAUUAUUAUUACUGUUACUAUUAUUAUUAUUAUUAUUAUUAUUAUUAUUAUAACUUCGUUUUGGAAGUGCCAUUUUGAAGUGUCUCCUGGAUCGUAUAGCUAUGCAUGGACUGCUUUUCAACAAAGCGUGUUAUCCAAACAUGACUCUCCCAAACUCUUGGCCCAGGGCCGCUUCUCCUAGCGCUGCUGAACACAAAGAAGCGGAAAAACAGAAAGAAAUAUGAUUGGUGCAGCCGUUUCUGCGCGGUCGCGUGCAGAACACACAAAUGUCUUUAAAAGGUAAAUGUGUGAUUUGGCACUUCUAUUCCCCUUAAGCCAUGGUUAACAGGACACAUGGUCUGAAUGGAUGAUGGGGUUUUUUUCCAGAGAAAAUGCUUAAUGUGACAAAAACCGGCAGCAGCCUGGGAAUAAUAGCCGAAUGUCUGAAUACCAUGUACAUUUUUGUCCUCCUUAUGCUAUACCAGAGAGGAAUGUGCCUGCUUUGGAAUACUGAUAGUGCUUAUCUUUUUUUAAGGGGAGGUAUAAUGUCUGCAUCACUCCUCCCUCAUAGAACCCCGUUUCCCUGGAGACAGAAAUCUCUUAUUGAGCAUCACUCCCUGAUGAAUACGCGCUCUGCUGCCGCCACAAAUCAAACGAUGUUUGUUGUGACAGACACACAAGAUUUUCAAGAAAAAAAAACAAAAGGAAACAAAACGAACUGCUGCUUUGUUGCUGGCUCUUGACAAUGCGAAUGGAGAGAGACUCUUGAAGAAGUUAAGGAAACUAGGUUAGGUGGACCUCAAGCCCAUAACCAUGUUUGAUGCUCUGAUUUUUGUGAAGCAGAAUAUAUAUAUUUUAAUCAGCAGUGCGCUUACAGUCAAGGUUCGGGACUAUUGCAUUUCCACUCAGACUAAGACUAGGCCCAUUCUCAGUUCCUCUUAAUAUCGAUGUAAAUCAUCUUGGGUUUUCUCCAUUCUUCUCUUGUAAGUGCAGUCAAUUACACACCAUAUGAAACAAGUCUGUAUAUUCUGUAAUCACCCCCUCUACUAUUCCAAGUGUACUGAACUGCCGCUUGUGCAAAACAAAAUGGAUGAUAUCUUUUGAAUAGGUCAUAAAACUGAAAUUGCUUGUGCAUUCUUGUGGGGAAUAUAAAAUGGAUUCUUUUUUCAGUUUGCCCAUAAGCUGUCGAGUAGGAUGACCCGUGAAGGCCACACCAGUGCUGAUCCCAGAUCUGUGUAUUGGGAGUGUUGAAUGUGCAAAUAGGGCCUGCUCUGCACAGACAGAGCUGAGAGACAAAGCCAAGCCUGAGGUGAAAUUAGUUUUUGCUUGUUUUUUGAUGGGAUGUUUUUUUGUCCCUGGUUUUCUUCCCUUCCAAGCUGUGAGCCUUUGUAAUUGUAUUCCCCUUGGGAACACUAUUGCUGCCAAAAAACAAGACAGCCCAAAAUGGGAACAGGUGUGUGUGUGUGUGAGAGAGAGAGAGAGUUUGUGUGUGUAAUGAUGGCAUCAACCAUGAAUAUCAAAAAGAAGGCUCCGACUAUAAUGACUAAACUCCCCACUGACACCCUUGCUGCUGCAAACAGGAAGACCACCCCUCUGGUCAUCACAAGAGUUUCCAAAAGCUCUCACUCAUCCCUCUGUUCUCUGUCACCAGCGAUCUGCGUUGUCCCUGUGUGUACAAAGUCAAUCAUGUGUGCAACACCUUUACCUCUUUGUGUCACGCUUCACCUCUGCUUGUGGUCCUGCAGUCGACAGGGUCUGUGAAGCCAUUUGCCCAGAUCAAAUGGCUUCAUUUGUGGACACUAUUUGUGAGCCGUACCCCUUUCAUUUCCUUCUUUUAUACUGACGUCACCUGCUUCUGUUGUGGCUACAUUCUGCCCCCUAGUGGAGAACAUGUUUAUGGUAGCUCCUUUCCAUUUUACUGCUUUUUGUUAAAAAAAAAAAAAAAAAAAAAAAAAAAACGAUGGCUCACCAUGUUGUAUAAUUGGUUUUCAAACCAUUUUGUGUGACCUGCUCCCCGCCCCCUAAGACCUGGACUGGGUCAGACCGAGAUACAAGUUUUUCACUGAAACCUUUCCUGAUGAUAAAGUCUGGGCAGUCAAAUCCCUUCAUCUGAAGGUUCUGGUUCAGCAUUCAGCAGAGCAGUGAUCUUGAAAUUAUAUUUCAGUGAAAAUUGGCACAAAAAUAUGUUAAACCCUCACCAUUGGAGAACAGCAUUUUUUCAGAAUGUCUCUACGGUGGUCAUUGGUCGAGCAUGUAAAGGCAUUUUUUAAACUCAUACAUUUUUGUCUCAUUUGAGAUUAAAACCAUCUACUUCUUCAAGCCUAUAAGUAAUCGUUUACCUGUUUCUACAUUCAAAUAAUGCUAUUUUGCUUAAUACAUGACUGUAACUGAUCUACAAUGCGAAAAAAAAAAAAAAAAAACACUGAAAAGUAUGAGAAUGCCAAUUACUGCCUGUUGCAGUGUACCCCUGAGUGGAGUUUGGCACUUGUGAAAAUGUAAGUAUAGUUUGUUUAAAUUACAAAACAGAGAUAAAAGACCGUGUUUGUACAUAAUAUUUGUAUGUGUAUGGUUGUUUACAUAUGCACUCAAAAAUAAUGGGGAAAUAAAACCAUUUAAACUGUUUAAGAA
Messenger RNA from Alosa alosa (allis shad), 10386 nucleotides. It is a transcript of the gene arhgef4, whose product is annotated as Rho guanine nucleotide exchange factor (GEF) 4. The transcript has 15 exons. Lineage: Eukaryota; Metazoa; Chordata; Actinopteri; Clupeiformes; Clupeidae. Gene Ontology annotation, biological process: intracellular signal transduction. Gene Ontology annotation, molecular function: protein binding; guanyl-nucleotide exchange factor activity. The coding region runs from base 115 to 6876 and encodes 2253 amino acids. The record is from RefSeq and is a predicted model, not a curated record.